AUGGAAGAUGAUCUUGAUUUAGAUUUUUGGAAUUUAUGUGUAGAAGCGGGAGCAUUUUUUGAGAUUCUAGAACUUCUGGACUCAAAUGGCAGUAAAGUUGGUGCAGUGGCAGAGAAAAUUGACGAUAUAUGGAAUACUGCCCUUUCUUCUGUACGGUUUUCUGGUUGGUCAAAAACAGUCGAUCGCUUGAUCAAAGAUUACAAAAAUUGCAAAGAUCAUUAUGAAACAGGAUUGAAGAUUCAACAAACGUUGGAAAAAGUAUAUGAUUUUUCGACGAACAAAGUUAGGAGGCUGAUAAGAUUGUGCUCAAUUCACUGCGAUGUACAGAUGAUAAAGGAAGUAGGAUUCAUGUCUCAAUUGUUUGGCUACACAGGACCAAUUACAAUUUUAGGUUUUCUAGAAAAUCAACGAGCGAUCAUGGCCGCAGCAGCAGGGCGGCUCAAUCUUAAAAAGCAAAUUGUUGAUGAAGUUCCUCCGGUUCAAUUUGUAGAUAGACUAGCCAUUCCGCGUUGA
Ilex paraguariensis (yerba mate) is the source of this 513-nucleotide messenger RNA. Lineage: Eukaryota; Viridiplantae; Streptophyta; Magnoliopsida; Aquifoliales; Aquifoliaceae. The record is from the annotation of a GenBank genome assembly.